AUGCUGGGGGACCUGGACCGGCUCCGCACCUUCAAGGUGGCGGCGAACGGCGGGCUCCGCGGGUCCGUGCCGGCGUCGUUCGCGGGGCUCACGGCGCUCACGGAUCUCGACCUCGCGGAGAACGCGUUCUCGGGGCCCGUGCCGCCCUUCGCGGCGCUCCUGACGAACCUGACGUGCCUGGACCUGAGCCACAACGCCUUCGACGGGCCCCUGCCGCCCCUGCCGCCGUCGCUGACGACGCUGGACCUCGGCCACAACGCGGUGAGCGGCGGCGUCGCGCCGGAGUUCUGCCAAACGGCCGCGGCGACCCUCGAGACCUGCUUUUUGAACAACAACGCCCUCGAGGGCCCCGUGCCCGCCGAGAUCGGCGACAUGGUCGCCCUGCGGAGCCUGAACCUGAGCCACAACCGCCUCUCGGGGCUCGUGCCGGAUUCCGUGACGCGGCUCACGAACGCGCGGAGCCUGGACCUCCAGGGCAACGCGCUCGAGGGCGUCACCAUCCCCCAGGGCCUCGAGGACCUGCCGAACCUCCAGUACUACAUGGGCGCCGAGGGCUUCGCGUCCCACUACCUCCAGCGGCCCAAGCGCUUCGACCGCUACCGCUUCGCGUUCGGCAUGGAGUUCCAGAAGAUCUACGCGGGGCCCACGCGCCUGCCGCCCGUCGCGCCCAAGAACGGCGGCGAACACGACGCCGGCGGCGACCGCGCGGCGCCGCCGACGCCGCCGCCGCGCGCGCGGGACCGCCUCCCGACGUACGUCCAGGCCACGGGCGGCCGGGGCGCGCCGCCGGCGAUCCGGCGGAGCAUGAUCCAGGCGUCGCGCGCGCCCGCCGCGGACGGCUAA
Molecule: messenger RNA, 843 nt
Organism: Aureococcus anophagefferens
Lineage: Eukaryota; Pelagophyceae; Pelagomonadales; Pelagomonadaceae
Exons: 1
Coding region: 1-843 (280 amino acids)
Molecular function (GO): protein binding
Source: RefSeq, a predicted model, not a curated record